AUGUUCGGUCGAACGAAACCGGGCAAAGGUGAUGACACAAUUCAAAGAACAAAAGAAAAAAUAAUUGAUUUAACAAAAAAUCCAUCUGAUCGACAACGUUAUUUAAAACUAUUAAUUGAUCAAUUAUCAACUGAUGAUUUACAAGCAUUUUUUAAAAGUUCAUAUCAAUAUAUUUUUUAUUUAUUCUUUGAAAAUUUUAGUCAAGUUGAAAAUAAUUUAACACGAGCACUUUCAAAACAAAAUCAAUUAGAACUUGAAUAUGUUACCAAUUUAUUAGAGCGUAUUCUUACAUUAUUACCCACCUUUGUACAUCAAAGAUGGCAAGCACAUUGUAUAUGCAAUGUAAUUAAACGAUAUUUUGUUGUUUGUAAUAGUCCACAAGGUGUUGCACGUGGCAUACGACUAUUUCUUCUUUGGUAUCAAAUAUUAGGUAAUAAUGCUGUUGAUGAUGAACAUACAUUAUUUAAAAAUCUUAUACGUAAUUGGAAUCAAACAUUGGUUGGUACACGUGGUAGUGGAGAAAAUCCAAAUACAGAUGAACAAGCAUCAGCAGCAUUUAAUGAAAUAUUUCGACCACCACCUGAUACAUUUCGAUGGGCUGAUAUUAUUCCAAUAUGGCCAAAAAAUACUUCUGAUUAUGAACCACCUGCUGAACGUUGGCUUUUUUUUAUGUUACAUACUAUGUCGGAUACAUGUAAACGUAUUUUAUGGGAUUCAAAUCGUGAAUCAUCACGUUUAGAAAAACAAGAAGAAUGUUUUCGAUUUUUAUUUGAUAUGUUUAAACGUUAUUAUAUGCCAACACUUUUUCCAACAUUUACUGAACAAAAUAUUUAUGAUUUAUCUAUACCAAUAACAAUUCCUGAUACAGUACGAAUUGAAAGUGAUCGAUUAAGAAGACGACAAGCAUAUUUAUGUCGAACAGCAUUUAUUGUAUGGUUAUUACCAUUUCUUAAUGAAGGACAAAAUCGAGAUAGAACAUUAACACGGGUACAAAAUCCAAGUGUAACAUCUCAAAAUAUUCUAACUCAAUCAACAGCAUCAAGUAGUACAGCAAUUGGUCCAUUAGAUUAUUUAUCAUCAUCAAAUGAAUUAUAUCAUAUAAUAGCGGGUUCAAUAUCAAAAAAUCAAAUAGUAUCAUUUCAACAAUUAGAAAAUCAAAUUGGACCAUUGGAUAGUAAUAUGUUAGAAAUAGGUCAAAAUGUACUUUUAUCAACACAAGAAAAUAUUAAUUUUAUUCAUGAAAUAUUUCGACAAAGUUAUCUUAUGUCCGGUGAAAAUGGUUUAGCUGCUUCUCUAAUUCUUCGUACGGUGAAUAAUUGGAUAAAAGAAAAACAUUUACGACCAGUUUUUAUGCUUGAACCUGAACAACGUUCAUCAUCAAAUGAUGUACCUAAUGAUAAUCAUCUUCGUUUAGGUCUUAAUCGUUGGUUACAAAUUUUUAUAACACAAUCAUUUUAUUUAUUUCUUGUACGACCAACAUCUACUAAUGAUGAACAACAAACUUUAACAACACAACAUGGAAUGAAUACAACAAAUACAAUACAACCUGAACAAGCUAUGCGUGAUAGAUCACUUGCUGGUCUUGUUACAUUCUAUAAAAAAUUACCACAAAGACAUACACCAGAUCGAUCAACAUGGGAUUUAAUUUUAAGAGUUAUGUUAAAAAUAGUUCGACUUUCAUUACAAGAUCGACCAACAUCAAAUAUAAAUCAUAUAUAUAUUGAAAAUACAAUAAAAGUAUCAUCAUUAUAUGUUAGUGUUGAACUAUGGAAUAAUUUAAGUGAUACAUUAUCAUCAAAAGUUAUGUGGCCUGAAGUUAUUGAUCAAUGGGAUUUAUCAAUGCGUGCAUUAACAAAAGAUCUUGGUCGUCUUGUUUAUAAAGUUGAAACAGAAUCAUCACAAACAUCAAAUAUUCGUCGAGGUGGUGCAAAUGGUGGUAUUCGACGUACUCCACAAUCUGUUCCAUCUGGUGCUCUUGAUCAAAAUCCAUCAGUUGUACAACGUAUACGAACAUUAAGUUCUGAUGAUGAUAUGGAUCUACCAGAACAAACAACACCACCAUCACAACAUCAACAACAAUCAAUUCGACCAUCACUUGUUGAACGUACUCGAGUAGCACGACGACGUACAAGUAGUGAUGAUAGUGCAACACAUACAACAUCAUCAACUGUUAAUCGACCACAUGUUUUAGUAACUAUUCCAAGUAAUCAAGCAGAUGAACAACAAAUAAUAAACGAAGAAAAUUUACGUGAAUUCAAUCCACUUUUAUUCAGUCCAAGUGAAUCAUUAAUACCUACUCAACAACAACAACAACCAUUAACUAUUCAAAUAUCCCAACAAACACCUAAUUCUCAAAUUAGUGAUAUGUCAUCACCAACUCAUCCACUGGAUUCACCAAUGAGUGAUGAUUAUAGUAAUGCAUCAGCUGCUUUACUUGAUACAAAUAGUUUAGGUGGUAUUGGUGGUGGAGAUACAUUAACAUCACAAUAUAAAACUAAUAGUACUAAUACAACAGAUUCUCGUUCAACAACAAUUUCCGAAUCAACUUCAACAUCAGAUCAUCAUCAACAUAUAUCUCCACCAUUAUCACGUAAUCAUCAUCCACUUAGUCAAUCAACUGUUGAUAGUCUUCAUUCAUUUCCACAAGAUUCAACUACAAUCGAUAGUAUUGAUACAACUAUUUAUACACAUGAACAAAAUUUUGAAACAACACGUCUAGCACCUGAAACAGCUUAUACAGCAUGGUUUCGUAUGCUUGGUUCACUUGGAAAUAUAAAUCAAAUACGUUCAGCUGAACAACAUAAUCGUAUAAUGAAAACACUUUUUGAUAUAUGGAAAAUGCUUUGUCGUAUUCAUAUUCUAUCAAAAGAUACUUUACAUGGUGAUUUAUAUUUUGAUGGUCCACCGUUAUUAAUAUUUGCACCAUGGCUUUUUGAAGCUAUACAAACAUUACCAUCAACAUAUCGUGAAGGAAAAUUAUCUGCAUAUAAAUUAUUAUGUUCAAUGGGUGUAUUUAAUCAUGAUGUUUCACCUCCAGCAGAUUUUCUUGAUAUGUUUCUAUUAACUAUUUAUCAAGGUUUAUCAUCAGGAGAUGAAGAUAUUAUUUAUGCUAUAAUUAGUUCAUGUAAAGUAGAUUUUUUUCAUCGAUGUUGGCCAUCAUCAACAUUACUUGUACCAUUAUUUACAACAGCUUGUUGUGAAAUAGGUCAAAAACCAUGUCUUGUUGAUGGAAAAACUAUUCCAAAAGUUGAAGCAUUGACUAUAUUGAGUAGUCUUGUUUGUUUUCCAAAUCAUUUUGAACAACUUGAUGUUUUAUCUACUAAAGAUAAAGAAUAUAUACCAACAACAAUGGAUCGUACAUCAUUAAAACGUAUGAUUAUGCGAGAUUUAAUAAAAGCAUCACAAAAUGAUGCAAUGCUUGAAUCACGAGAAAUAGCUUUAUGUGGUUUAGCAAUAUUUCUUUGUGAAGAAUUAAAACAUCAACGAACUGAAUCACCUAUUCGACCAUUUAUUGUAUUUAUUGUUGAAUGUUUACAGCCGGCUGAUUCAACUGUAUUUGCAGCUGAUAUGCUUCGUUUUCUUGCAUCAUAUGCACCAUUAUUUAUAUCACAUCGUGAUAAUCAAUAUGGUCAAUUAUAUACAGUUAUAAUUGAUGGUCUUAUAUCAUCAUUACGUUCAAAUAUACCACGUGAUAUUGGUGCAUUAAUGCGUAAUAAUGUACGUAUAAUAAAAUCAUUAAUAUUUGCAUUACUCGAUUGGAUAUUACAUGUUCCAACAAAUUAUUUACAACAACAACAACAACAACAAAUUCAACGUGAUGAAAAUAAUCAAGGAAUAUCAACAACAAUUAUACAACGAACAUUUUCAAUAUUAGUUGAUGUUUAUCAUUCAACAAAUAUAUUAAAUGAUGAACAAAAAGUUCAAGAUAAUGAAUUAACAUUAAGUCAAUCAAUAAAAUUAUGUUGUAAAUUUGCUAUAUUAUUUUUACUUAAUGAACAUUCACAUUUUCCAUUAACGGAAAAUGAAUCAUCACUUAUAACAACAAAUGUACAUGAAGGACAUGAUUGGUUAACAUCAUUAAAAUCUCAAACAAUACAAAAUGAUGAUAAUCAAAAUAUAAAUCAAAUUGAUGAAUUAAUUAUAUAUUCAUCAAAUAUUCAAUUAUUUGUUAUACAUGAUGAUUUUUUAAUAUCAUUUAUUGAAAUUCCAAAUGAUAAAACAAAUGAAUUAACAACUGAUAAUCAACAAUUUAUAUCACGAACAACUUUAUGUCGAACUAUAAUAAGAGAUUUAUGUGGAAGAUAUUGUUGGGAUAAUUAUGCAUUUAAUAUUAGUUCAAAUUCUAAAGCAAUUACACGUCCAUUUAAUAAUCCUAUUGAAUUAUCUCUACCGACUAAAUCAACAUAUCAAGUUGAAGAAACAACACGAGGAAUAACAAUAUUGGAAAAAUUUGAUUCUAUUCAACCACCAACUUUUCAAAAUCAAUCACCAAAUACUGAUAUUUUAGAUAAACUUCUUCAAUAUAUAACAUCUCAUAGUCCAGAAUUAGCAUUUUACAGUGAUCGAACAUUAACAGAUGUUUCACCAACACCAACAUCAAUAUCUUCUCAUGAUGAAACAGCUAUAAUACAAAUGAUUAAUGAACAAGAAACAGCAGAAAAAAGUUAUGAUUCAUCUUCAUUUGGUAAAAUUGAACAAAAUCUUGAUAAUAUCAUUCAACCAUCACGUAAUGAUCGAUUUGCAUUAUGUCGAUCACAUAUAACACAACUUGGUUUAAUGAUGUUUGAAAAUCGACAAAAUAUUGAUUUAUUAAAUACAUCAAAAACAAAUUGUGAUCAAUUAUUACGUGAAUUAAAAAAUUUAGAUACACUUAAUUGUCGUGAAACACAUAAAAUCGCGGUUAUUUAUAUUGGUUAUGGACAAGAAGAUAAAACAAGUAUAUUUAAUAAUACACAGGGUAGUCCAAAUUAUGAAGAAUUUCUUAGACAUCUUGGUUGGCAAGUUGAAUUAUCAAAACAUACUGGUUUUCGUGGUGGUUUACAUCCAUUAGCGAAUACAUAUUCAAUAUAUUAUGCAAAUGCACUUGUUGAAAUAAUGUUUCAUGUUGCAACAAUGAUUGAUGGUUCAACAGAUGAAGAUCGACUUAAAAAAAAAACACGUCAUAUUGGAAAUGAUGAAGUACAAAUUAUUUGGACAGAACAUUAUCAUGAAUAUGAUAGAUCAAUUAUUGCUAGUGCUUUUGGUGAUGUUUUAAUUGUUAUACAUCCAUUACCAAAUGGUUUAUAUAGAAUUAAAAUUGAUAAAACUAGCCAAACAACAAAUUUUGGUCCAUUAUUUGAUGGUGCAAUUGUUGAUAAACUUAUACUUCCAGAAUUAGUACGUGCAACAGCUAUAAAUGCUAGUCGUGCACGUCGUACAACACUUAAUAAUCAUUGUGAAUUUUACGAAGAACGUUAUCGUAUAAUAAAUUCAAUAAUUCGUACACAUAAAAAAGAAACAACAUAUGAAGAAUUUCUUGCUAAAUCAUUUACACCAUUAGCUACAAAAACAUUAGUUAACCAAAAUGACGAGGCAACAAAAUCAACGAUUACGCAAACUGAGCGGCGAGAUGGUCCUCCCUAUGUAAUAAAUAAUCCACCAUUAAAUAUUCAUACAAGUAGUCAAAAACCGCCGCGUCAAAGCACUCGAAAUUUUCCUUUUCUAAUACCAAAUAAUAAUACAACAACACCGAUAACACGACGAUAA
Messenger RNA from Rotaria sp. Silwood1, 5745 nucleotides. Lineage: Eukaryota; Metazoa; Rotifera; Eurotatoria; Philodinida; Philodinidae. The record is from the annotation of a GenBank genome assembly.